This is a messenger RNA of Lindgomyces ingoldianus, 1409 nucleotides long. RefSeq lists its product as uncharacterized. The record is from RefSeq and is a predicted model, not a curated record. The coding region runs from base 42 to 1148 and encodes 368 amino acids. Gene Ontology annotation, cellular component: mitochondrion; mitochondrial inner membrane. The transcript has 4 exons. Gene Ontology annotation, biological process: protein insertion into mitochondrial inner membrane from matrix. Lineage: Eukaryota; Fungi; Ascomycota; Dothideomycetes; Pleosporales; Lindgomycetaceae.
CAACCACCCGUCACCACCACCACCAUCACCACACACCCACAAUGUCAACCCACCUCCCCCUCCGUGUCCUCCGCAGACCUCCUGGUCCUUCCACCCGCCAAUGCAUUUUCUUCCCUCAGCCAGUCCACUCACGCGCACGGCGCCCCCCCACAAUCCCAACCCACCUUUACCGUAACAUCUCAUCCACGCCCGCGUUCCAGAAAACAAAGCCCCUUAUGGACCCCUCCCAAAUCCGCGCGGCGACAAAGAAUCAAAAAAGUAUGGCGCCGGCGUCAGCGAUCCAGGAGCAGAUUGAUAAUCCGGAUUUUAUGCCCGAUGAACAUGGGUUGUUACCUGGUACAAUCAUCCGUCCUUCAUGGCGCGAAUUACCGAACCCAUUCACGGAACCAAAAAAUAGGGCUUACUAUGAAUGGCGGUGGCUCAAGGCGCGAAUUACAGAUUUGUUCUCGCGCUUUGUAUACAAAUUUCGGGUCAGGAAGGGCAAGGGCAGGCCGAAGCUGAGUCGGAAGUCGGCUUUGGCGGAUGCGAAGGUGGCGUAUGAGGAGAUGUGGAAGAGGUUUGCCGACAAAGACGAAAAAGCCCUCCAGGAAAUCUGCCUCUCCUCCAUCAUGAAGCCCCUCAUAACGCACCUCGCCGCGCGUCCCGCGACCCAAACAAUAACAUGGCGGCUCCUCAAGCACCACCGUAGCCCCGUCAUCGUCUCCAAUCGAUCGUACAAAUUCUCUCAGCGCGGUUUCGAGGAAAGCGCUAUGCGUCAGAUUACUAUACGGUUUCGAACUAGGCAGUUGAUUACCACGUAUGAUAAACCUAAGGUGGUGCCGACAUCGAGGGGAAAGCAGAAAUACAACCCCCUUCAAUCCCUAGCCCGCCCCGCAAACAUAAACCCUGUCGAUGCCGACGUCCUCUGGACGCCCUCCGGCCCAAAACCCCGGGAAGAAGUCGAAGGCGACGGCGGCCCUAGCAUCUCGCGCAUAGAAAAAGACGUAGACGAAUACGUAGUCUUUCAGCGAAUGAUGAAGCGAGGGAAAGAGGAGGAAUGGAAAAUUUGGGGUUGGGCAACUCCGACGGAUUUGAAAUCUAUUAAGGAAGAGGAUGAGUUUAUGCGGAAGAUGGAGGAAUUUAACUUGGCGCAUCCUGAUGCUGUGUAGAGGGGAGGGGAAGGGAGUGGGCAGAGUGAGAUACGUUAGUUGGAGGGAACAGAAGAUGGAGGGUGUGAGGGGACGGCGGUGCAAUGUAGAAUUAUUGUGAAAGAUAGGACUUGGGGCCUCCAACUACGCCGAUUCUGAGAGUGUAUACUGUACAGGUAUAUGUAUGGAAAAGAACUACACCUCCCGUCGUUGGGCUUUGCGGUUAUGGCACAUUCACAGUAAGGCAUUCAAGACAACAUAUUCACAGCAGUUCCAUGACUC